This is a messenger RNA of Echinops telfairi (small Madagascar hedgehog), 198 nucleotides long. RefSeq names its product metallothionein-2A-like. NCBI's taxonomy places the organism in Eukaryota, Metazoa, Chordata, Mammalia, Afrosoricida, Tenrecidae. The transcript has a single exon. Gene Ontology annotation, molecular function: metal ion binding. Bases 1 to 186 code for a protein of 61 amino acids. The record is from RefSeq and is a predicted model, not a curated record.
AUGGACCCCAACUGCUCCGGCACAGCUGGUGGCUCCUGGGGCUGCUCUGACUCCUGCAAGUGCAAAGACUGCAGAUGCAAGUCCUGCAAAAAGAGCUGCUGCUCCUGCUGCCCUGUGGGCUGUGCCAAGUGUGCCCAGGGAUGCAUCUGCAAAGGGACAUCGGACAAGUGCAGCUGCUGCGCCUGAUGGGAGAGCCGA